GCCCCCAAGCGCUGACCCUGGCUCGGACCCGCCAGGCGCUGACCCUGGCUCGGACCCCCCAAGCGCUGACCCUGGCUCGGACCCCCCAAGCGCUGACCUCCCUGGCUCGGAGCCCCCAAGCGCUGACCCUGGCUCGGACCCUCCAAGCGCUGACCCUGGCUCGGAGCCCCCAAGCGCUGACCUCCCUGGCUCGGACCCCCGCGGUGCGGGCACGAUCGGCCAGGGCGGGGACCCCUCCGCUCGGGCUGCUCUAUGAGCGGCACGGGGAGGCCGCAGCCGUCGUGGAACUGAAGGAUCUGGAAGUGCCAAAGCUGGGGGACUGUGAUGUCCACGUCAAGAUGUUGGCAGCCCCCAUCAAUCCCGCUGACAUCAACAUGAUCCAAGGGACCUACCCCCUCUUAUCACCGCUGCCGGCCGUGGGGGGGAACGAAGGUGUUGGGGAGGUGCUGGAGGUUGGGCGCCGUGUGACGGCUCUGAAACCAGGGGACCGGGUCAUCCCCGCGGACGCCGGACUCGGGACCUGGCGGACGUGGGGAGUGUUCCCUGAGGAGAUGCUGCUGAAGGUGCCCAGUGACAUCCCGGUGCUCUGUGCUGCCACUCUGAGCGUCAACCCCUGCACGGCAUUCCGUCUGCUGGCUGACUUUGAGAGCCUGGUGUCUGGUGACUCCGUCAUCCAGAACGCCGCCAACAGCGGGGUGGGCCAGGCCGUCAUCCAGAUCGCCAGGGCCUCUGGCAUCAAGACCAUCAAUGUGGUGAGGGACAGACCUGAUCUCCCGAAACUGGUGGAGAGGCUGAUGGCCCUGGGCGCUGAUCAUGUCAUCACAGAGGAGAUGCUGAGAAAGCCAGAGAUGAAAGAUAUAUUUAAGAGCAUCCCGAGGCCCCGGCUCGCCCUGAACUGCGUUGGAGGCAAAAGCACCACGGAGAUGCUGCGGCAUCUGCAGCCCAAGGGGACCAUGGUCACCUAUGGGGGGAUGGCAAAGCAGCCUGUGAUGGUGCCUGUGAGUGCUUUCAUCUUCCGGGACGUGCGGCUCCGCGGGUUCUGGAUGACGCAGUGGCGGAAGGACCAUGCGCAGGACCAGGAGAGCGUGGCUGUGAUGAUGGAUGCCCUGUGCCAGCUCAUCCGCAGGGGCCAGCUCACGGCGCCCGCCUGCACCGAGGUCCCGCUUCAGGACUACAGGGCAGCACUGGAGACCUCCAUGAAGCCCUUCGCGUCCUCCAAGCAGAUCCUUCUCCUCUGACCUGCAGCUCCUGGAGCCCCGUCCUGUUCCACAUGUUUGUCCACAGACUUGAGGGGGGAAAAGACCCUCCAGAUCCAUUGAAUUUUUUUCCCUUUGUUUUUCACAUUUUGGGUGCCCGCUGAAAGCUUUAAAAGCCUCCACAGCUUUGUGUGGAAGUGCUGUAGGAGGGAGGCUGCAUCUCUCUGUGGCUGGGGGGGAGUUUGGGAUUCCAAACGAUGGCUCGCUCAGGGUGUGAAAAGAGCAGCAGUUCCUCCUCAGAUGUGCUUUUGGAGUUGGCAGGGCUGUAGUUGUCACCGAUGGAAUGUGGGAUGGGCAGGGAAGCCCAAGUCAUCUCCCUGCAGCCCUGCUGCCUCUGCGCCAGCUCUGAGUAGGAGGAGGAAGGGGCAUGGACUGCCCCAAAUGAGGAGGGGUGCUGUGGUUGGAGUGGCCCUAGGCGCUGCUGCAGCUCCUGGAGGAGCCCUGGGUCACACCUGGCUGGGUUUGGCCAAGGGCACUGCAAGGGCUGGAGCCAGACCCUCAGUGUCCCUGAAGGCCCUCUAGGCCGGGUGCGGGACAGUGACUGUGACACUGCAGAGCAAUGUGAAAAGAUUUAUUAUUGAGAAAAACCAGCAAUGUGUUCUUGC
Motacilla alba alba is the source of this 1861-nucleotide messenger RNA. It is a transcript of the gene MECR, whose product is annotated as mitochondrial trans-2-enoyl-CoA reductase. The transcript is spliced from 10 exons. The record is from RefSeq and is a predicted model, not a curated record. Lineage: Eukaryota; Metazoa; Chordata; Aves; Passeriformes; Motacillidae. The coding region runs from base 339 to 1238 and encodes 299 amino acids. Gene Ontology annotation, molecular function: trans-2-enoyl-CoA reductase (NADPH) activity. Gene Ontology annotation, biological process: fatty acid metabolic process. Gene Ontology annotation, cellular component: mitochondrion.